Molecule: messenger RNA, 2733 nt
Organism: Limulus polyphemus (Atlantic horseshoe crab)
Lineage: Eukaryota; Metazoa; Arthropoda; Merostomata; Xiphosura; Limulidae
Product: hemocyte protein-glutamine gamma-glutamyltransferase-like
Exons: 14
Coding region: 86-2398 (770 amino acids)
Biological process (GO): peptide cross-linking
Molecular function (GO): protein-glutamine gamma-glutamyltransferase activity
Source: RefSeq, a predicted model, not a curated record
AAAAAGUUAACCCAUUCUUGAUAAGCCAUACAAAGGUAAGAAGAAUUUCAGUUGUUUUAAAAACUGGUGAUUUUAGUUAAAAAAUAUGAACGACUUAGGAAGAAGGUUUCCAGUGUUGGACUUAACUAACAACACAGUUUCUAAUGAUGACCACUAUGAUGACCUAAACGACUACAACAGCUAUUUAAGGGAUCUUCUUAGAGAAAUGAAGGAAGAGUAUGAAAGUCGAAGAGACGAUAAUGGCCCUGAAAACGCUAUUAAAGUAAACAGCGUGGACUUCUCGCCACGAGACAACGCUCGUAAACAUAACACUCAAAUGUAUGAACUCGUAGAAGGUUCUAAACCAGCCGUGAUCCUUCGACGUGGUCUGUCCUUCUUCACUACUUUUCAGUUUAAUCGAAACUACGACCCAAAGAAAGAUCAGCUCAAACUGGAAAUGGCGUUUGGUUCGAAUCCUCAAGUUGCUAAAGGAACCCUAGUUGUAUUACCCAUUAACAGCAAUGAUACCUUCAAAGAAGAUAAUACUCAAUGGGACGUCCGGCUACAUAGCCAUAAUCGUUCUAAGGUCACUGUUCUAGUGCAUAUUCCCGCAUCUGUGGGAAUUGGCAUUUGGAAGAUGAAAGUUAUCUCGCUGGUAAAAUCAGGCGAUAGUCAACCAGUCUCAUCCUCAGAAACUUAUAAAUGCAAAGAGAACAUCUAUAUUUUGUUCAAUCCGUGGAACAAAGAUGACUCUGUUUACAUGCAGGACGACAAAUGGAAGAAAGAAUACGUUUUGAAUGAUGUGGGAAAGAUUUUUGUUGGAUCAUUUCACUACCCAACAGGUCGACAGUGGGUUUUUGGACAGUUCAAAGACUCGGUCCUGCCGGCUUGUAUGUUUCUUUUGGAACGUUCUCGUCUUGAUUACAGAGCCAGAUCUAACCCAGUCAAGGUAGCCCGUGCUAUGUCGGCAAUGGUAAAUAGCCUGAAUGACAAAGGUGUGGUUGAAGGUAGGUGGCAAGAACCUUAUGAUGAUGGUGUCGCCCCCUGGAAGUGGACUGGAAGCUCUGCUAUUUUGGAAGAGUACAUGAAAACUGAAGGAGUUCCUGUGAAAUAUGGACAAUGUUGGGUUUUCGCUGGUGUAUGCAAUACCGUUUGUCGAGCUUUGGGGCUUCCCUGUAGGCCAGUGUCGACCUUCGUUUCAGCCCACGAUGCAGACGCUACCCUAACCAUUGACAGACUGUUUAAUAAAGAUGGAGAUGAAAUAUCUGGAGGAACAAAUGACUCAAUCUGGAAUUUCCAUGUAUGGAAUGAGUGUUGGAUGGCAAGACCUGAUCUGCCCACAGGCUACGGGGGAUGGCAAAUCAUUGAUUCUACACCACAGGAAACUAGCGAAGGUAUCUACCAGCUAGGUCCCACUCCACUGCUGGCUGUUAAAAGAGGAGAAACUGGAUAUAGAUACGACACCCCGUUUGUCUAUGCUGAAGUUAAUGCAGAUAUUGUAUAUUGGCAAAAAGAUAAAAAGUCUGAAAACGGCUGGAAGAGACUGAAAACAAACACUUCUCAUGUAGGGCGUCUUAUACUUACGAAGAAAGUUGGUGUGGACGACGACUUUGGUAUAAAUGAUGCGCAAGAUAUUACGUACGAGUACAAGAACAAAGAAGGAACUGAAGAAGAAAGAAUAUCUAUGCGGAACGCCACCAGAAAUGCUAUCGUGAGCCGUAGAUUCGACACACGUCCUCGUCACAAAGAAGAUGUUCAUUUCGAGAUCCUGGACAUUAAGCAAGUGAUGAUUGGACAGCCCUUUCGUGUUACGUUGAAGAUUCGCAACCUGAGCAGCGAGCCCAGAAAAGUGUCAGCCGUGUUGUCAACGUACAGUGUUUACUACAACGGAAUCACAGCCAAAAAGCUCAAACGAAAAAACGACAAAUUCACGCUUCAGCCCCAACAAGAAGAACUUGUAUCUUUCGGAGUGGCCACGAACGAAUAUCUAGACAAACUGGUGGAUUAUGCCAUGAUAAAAAUCUACGCCCUAACUACAGUAAAGGAAACUGAACAAACUUGGUCUGGUGAGGAUGAUUUUGUGUUGGACAAGCCGAAGUUGGAUCUUGAGAUUCGUGGAACACCGAAAGUGGGAAGACCUUUCGAACUAGUUAUCAGUUUCACCAAUCCCCUCAAACGCGUCCUCGACGACUGUGUCUUCAAUAUUGAAGGGUCAGGAGUGACCGGUCCGUACCGCACUAAGUUCAGGGAUAUCAAUCCUGGAGAAACUGUAACUCACGCUGAAAAACUCAUCCCUCAGAAAGCUGGUUUGAGGAAAAUCUGCGUUACUUUCAGCUCUCGACAGCUUAUCCAGCUGAUGGGAUCAAACCAAGUUGAGGUGAAGCCUCAACCUGAGUUGCAUGAUAAUGAGAUUUUAUGAGGAUUUAGUUGAAUUUACUUAUUUUAAUCUAUUGGAUAAUAUUGAACAGAUUUUCUAUUCUCACGUUAUUAGAUAUCCUUAUGUGAUUUAAUCUUGUUUCAAGAAAUAUUUCCAAAAACAUAAAAUAUAGAUUUUGAUCAGAUAAAUUUUAUCAUCAGGGUUAGUUAUAGUGUUUAUGAUGUUUAGUUGCACUGUAGUCCAUACUUUAGUCCUAAACGUUUUAUUCCGUUGUUAUCCUGUAUUAUUCGGUGUACCAUGUAUUUUUAAAAGUACUUCCGAACCUUUUUAUUUAUCUAUUUAUUAUUUAUUUGAAUUGUAUACGAUGACCUAUUGAA